Oldenlandia corymbosa var. corymbosa is the source of this 2471-nucleotide messenger RNA. NCBI's taxonomy places the organism in Eukaryota, Viridiplantae, Streptophyta, Magnoliopsida, Gentianales, Rubiaceae. The record is from the annotation of a GenBank genome assembly.
GUACUUUAUAAUUUUGCACAAACUCUUUCUUGGGUACAAAAUGGGGUUUAUAAGAUUUGUAGUAUUAUCUAAAGAUUUAGAAGUAACAUUUCAAAAUAACUUCGAUAAAUGAGCAUAAGAGUUUGCCUAAAAUUGAUAAAUGAACAAAACCGGACACCGGAGUUGGCUUCACUCGGGAAGCCACUCGGUUCAUUUGCACCCAAACCGGAGUUGGCUUUACACGGGAAAAGUUAGGUGUAGGCGCCGCUUAUAAAAAAAACCAUAAAGUUUGGUAAUAACGCCGCCGGAAAGGGUGAAAAAGAAGCAGACGGAAAAACAACUAACACCCGGCGCUGUUCUGAAAUCCAUGGAGUCAACUGUAGCAAUGGCGGUAUCACUUCAUUCCAUCAAAAUCAAGUCCACUCCAAACCCAUUUUCCCCAUUCCCAAUCUUCAAAACCCCUUCUUUUACCCCACUGCCGACCAAAAUUUUCGCCAUCAAAGCUUGUUCUGCCUCCUCCUCCUCCUCUACAUCAUCCACUCCCAAUCCGGUUGUUUCCACCCUUAGAACUUCCGCCGCCGCCUUAAUUUUCUCUGCAGCGGUGUUCGGCAGAGCGGCUCAGUUGCCGGCCCGGGCGGAGCCUCCACCGAAUUUAACACAAGAGAUAGACGAAUCCCAGAUUGAAUCAACAACUGAGAAGAUUCCAGAAGUUGUUAAAGAGAAGGAGAAUUCGCCGUUUACCCAGUUUUUGGAAUCCAAUUCAGAAGCUGUGGAGGCGUUGAGUAGUUUGCUCCAGAAGAAACUUGAGGCCGGAGAGGAUGAAGAAGGGUUGAAGAUAUUGAGGAAAUUGUGCUCUGCUCAGCCGGAUAAUCUUCAGUGGAAGUUUUUAAUGGCUAGGUUGUUGAAUGAAAUGGGGAAUGCCCAGGAAGCAAGAUUGGUUUUUGAGGACAUUUUGUCGGUCAAUCCGCUGUCGUUUGAAGCAUUGUUUGAAAAUGCGAUUUUGAUGGAUAGAUGCGGAGAAGGAGAGGCUGUGUUGAAGAGGUUGGAGGAGGCAUUGAAGAUUGCUGAUGAGGAGAACAAAGUGAAGGAGGCUAGAGAUGUGAGGUUUAUAAUGGCUCAAGUUCAGUUCUUGCAGAAGAAUGUGGAUGAAGCAUUGAAGAGUUAUGAUGAGCUUGAGAAGGAGGAUCCUAAGGAUUUCAGGCCUUAUUUCUGUAAAGGGAUGAUUUUUAGCUUGCUUGAUAGGAAUGAAGAAGCUAGAGAACAGUUUGCUAUGUAUAAGAAGCUUUCUCCAAAGAAAUUUGAGGUUGAAGGGUACUUGAGGACACCAUUAUCAAAGAUGAAGCUUUUUGGAACUGGCGAAGAUGAUGAGAAUUGAGGAUAUAUGGCUUGUGAUCCAAACUCCAAAAUUUUGACCAAUAAACGGGUUCUCUUUUUCUUCUCCUUGAUGCCCGCAUAGAUAUGUAUUUGAGGAAUCACCAAUUAUUUAGGUUUUGCUCAUAUAUUAGGUGAAAAUGCAUUUGACAACAGGAUACUUAAUAGAAUAUGGUAUAUGGUAUAAGGAAUUUCAGGGACAUUGACGCUCUUGAGCUUGAGCUUUCUUUGGUAAUUAGAACAAUCCUCAUGAGGUGCUUGAUCAUUUGAAUAAAGUCUUGUAUGUUUUAGUUGAAUUCUCUCUAUCGAAUGUUAACUUUUGCUCUUUCUUUUCUUCCCUUCUAUUUUGCUGCUUUCAACUUGUUAUGGUUCGCUAAAGUACCUACCUAUAAGCAUGAGAUUCAAUUGGUGUUUAGUUUUGUUGUGAUUUUUCCGUUUUUAAAGAAAGUUUCUGCUUUCUCAUUGAAGGAUUUGAUUUCAUUCCUGAAUAGUCGUUUCUUGGUUGAGAUCGAUGUUCCUCAGUAAGUAGGAAAACUAAUGAUUGUAUAACAUAAUUGUGCCAAACCUUAGUUAAAGUUUUGACAGUCACAUAGUGCCUACCACAUCAAUAGAUCAUCCAAGCAAAUAGAGAACACCCAAUGACCUGUGAUGCAUCAGCUCUUUGAAGAAUCUUGUCUUGGCUCUAACUUUGGAGAGUGAGUCAUACCAAAAAUCAAAGAUAAGAAAACAGAUCAAGUUGUAACUCCAAUAAGAUUGACAAUCUCUUGGUUGCUGUCAACAUUCAACUAUUUGUUCAUUAGGAGGGAGGAGAAAAGUGGUCACGAAGGUUGCAUACUUGAAUACACGGAUGUUUGGUGUAGUCGGGAUACAUAUGUUAUCCUGUAUAUUAGAGGUAUGUACUUAUGGUAUGAUUCCAUAUACAACCAACUCAAUCAAUUCAAUGCUGAGUAUCACUUUUUUUCUUCUGUUUCUCUGAGUUGUUGUCUUCUCCUCCGAGGUGGUUCAGGAGUUAUUUCUUCUUCUAGUUUUGACAUUGUUGAAGCUAUAUACUUUGAAGAAUGUUCUGAACUCGUAAAUGAAUUGAAACUGAUCCAUGUAAAUUUAUGUAAUUUUUAUGUGGG